Messenger RNA from Pediculus humanus corporis (human body louse), 486 nucleotides. RefSeq names its product transmembrane protein 55B, putative. Lineage: Eukaryota; Metazoa; Arthropoda; Insecta; Psocodea; Pediculidae. The record is from RefSeq and is a predicted model, not a curated record. The transcript is spliced from 4 exons. Bases 1 to 486 code for a protein of 161 amino acids. Gene Ontology annotation, biological process: phosphatidylinositol dephosphorylation. Gene Ontology annotation, cellular component: plasma membrane; phagocytic vesicle membrane; lysosomal membrane. Gene Ontology annotation, molecular function: phosphatidylinositol-4,5-bisphosphate 4-phosphatase activity.
AUGUCAUAUGCAGUAACUGGUAAUAAUGCAUUAGUACCUUAUGAACCUGAUGAUGUAUCUAAUUCUUACCAAUCAUCGGCACAGAAUGGUCUUCUUGUGGUUACAUGUAGAGUGUGUCAAUCUGUAAUAGAUAUUUCUGGCAAAAGAGAUCAACAUGUUGUCAAGUGUAUGGUCUGCUUGGAAGCUACACCAAUUAGGAAAGCUCCACCUGGGAAAAAGUAUGUAAGAUGUCCUUGCAAUUGCCUGUUAAUUUGCAAGAAUUCUUCGCAGAGAAUCGCUUGCCCGAGAGCUAAUUGUAAAAGAGUUAUUACUUUGGUACAAAGCCCUCUUACGCCACCGGCUCACACCAUGCCUGGAAUGGUUAGAGUACUUUGCGCCCAUUGUGGAGAUACAUUCCUUUUUAAUGUAAUAAACAAUUCAUUGGCAAGAUGUCCUCAUUGUCGAAAAGUUUCCUCUGUCGUGUUUAUCACCCACAGACAAUGCUAA